Erigeron canadensis is the source of this 2241-nucleotide messenger RNA. RefSeq names its product cysteine-rich receptor-like protein kinase 15. Bases 43 to 2088 code for a protein of 681 amino acids. Gene Ontology annotation, biological process: protein phosphorylation. The transcript has 7 exons. Lineage: Eukaryota; Viridiplantae; Streptophyta; Magnoliopsida; Asterales; Asteraceae. The record is from RefSeq and is a predicted model, not a curated record. Gene Ontology annotation, molecular function: protein kinase activity; ATP binding.
UUCUCUAACAAGUGCUUCCUCAUCCUCCACAGCUUAGAAAGCAUGCCAACACUUGCAAGAAAACAACUCUUUUUUUUAUGUUUGGUUUUCAUAUAUACUAUUAUCAAUACCAACACCCUGCUAGCUCAACCCGAAUUUAUAUUCACGCGUUGUGAGAACACCGAUAACUAUACCAUAAACGGUACGUACCAUACAAACCUAGACACGGCCCUCUCCACCCUCCCAACCACCAACUCCGGCUUUGGUUUCUACAACUUCUCCACGGGCCAAGGCAGGGAUACCGUCAACUCUAUUGCACUUUGUCGCGGAGACAUUAAUCCAAAUGUGUGUAUUCCAUGUCUUAGUGACUCCAUUGUUCAGUUGCGAAAAGUCUGUCCUAAUAAAAAAGAGGCACUAAUAUUCUCUACCGAAUGUCUAGUGAAAUACUCCAACAAUACUUUAUUCGGAUACCCAAAUAAACGAAACUAUUUAAUUCGGUUUAAUCCUCAAAAACUUGAACAGUUUAAUGGGGCACUAAGACCAUUAAUGGAUACACUUAGACGUACCGCGGCUGCUGGUGGUUCGCUACUAAAGUUUGCGACAGGAAAUAGUAGUGGACCGGGUGUCUCGAUUUAUGGGCUUUUGCAAUGUACUCCGGAUUUAACGGAGGAGCAAUGUAAUGAUUGUUUGGCAGGUGAAAUUGCUCGGAUAGGUACCGAAGAUAUUGAUAAUCUGGGAGGGAGAGUUUUUCUACCUAUGUGUAACAUAAGGUAUGAGAUAUAUCGUUUUUUUAACGAGACUACACAAACUAUAUUCUUAAUGUCGCCGCAACCACCACCACAACCGCCAGGAAAAAAGAAAAACACAAAACGGACUGUGCUACUCAUAACAAUUAUUGUUUUAAUGAUUGUUCUCAUAGUAACUAGUUCUCUUUGCAUCUUCAUGAGAGUUAGAAAGAGGAAGAAGAAUCAAAUCCUACUUCCACCCGUUCAUUGUGUUCAAAGCCAAACCGUAGAUAUUACUGUUGAAUUUCGGCAAUACAACUUUAGUACAUUAAAGGAAGCAACAAACGAAUUUUCUGAUGCAAAUAAGCUCGGACAAGGUGGAUUUGGGAUAGUUUACAAGGGUAAGCUUGAAGAUGGACGAGAAAUCGCGGUUAAGAGAUUAGCUAAAGAUUCUAGUCAAGGUGAUCUAGAAUUCAAGAAUGAGGUUUUUCUUGUUGCAAAGCUUCAUCAUCGUAACCUCGUUAGCCUGCUUGGUUUCAGCGUGGAAGAUAGUGAACGACUUCUCGUAUAUGAGUACUUGCCAAAUUCAAGCCUUGAUCACUUUAUUUUCAAUCCAGCUAAACGCACGCUUCUUGAUUGGAAGAAAAGGUACACCAUAAUCAAAGGCGUUGCCAAGGGACUAUUGUAUCUCCAUGAAGAUUCGCUUUUGACAAUAAUUCAUCGUGAUAUGAAAGCUAGUAAUGUUUUGUUAGAUGCGGAAAUGAAUGCUAAAAUUGCAGAUUUUGGCACGGCAAGGUUGUUUAAACCUCAAGAAACUCAUGCUAACACAAGUCGAAUUGUUGGAACCUAUGGUUAUAUGGCACCAGAAUAUGUCCAGCAAGGACAAUUCUCAGUUAAGUCGGAUGUCUUUAGCUUUGGAGUGUUGCUGUUAGAGAUGGUAACGGGUCAAAAAAAUAUAUGUUUUGACAAUGGAGAUGGCAUCGAAGAUCUUCUUAGCGUUGCAUGGAAAAGGUGGAAGAAUGAAACGGUAUCAGAUAUAAUUGAUUCCUCAUUAAAGAAUGGUUCAGGUUCAUUGCACAACAUAAUUAGAAGUAUUCAUAUAGGGUUAUUAUGUGUUCAAGAAAAAGUUAACGAUAGGCCAACCAUGGCAUCGGUAGUUCUUAUGCUUCAUAGUUCAUCGAUGACUCUUACAACACCGUCAGAACCCGCAUUUUUCAUGCAUAGCAGUAUUAGAGGUGAAUUUCAACUUCAAGAUGAUGGUUCUACAACAGGGAGUAGUGGUUAUAGAAGGCAUGAUAUAUCAAAAGCAAGGCCAAGAGCAUCUCAAUUGUCACAAAAUGAUGUUACGGUAUCAGAGAUCACUCCUAGAGCUAGCAUAGGCUAAUAAUUCUAGGUGUUCUAAACACACUUGCAUUUUAUUGGUUUCGUUUUAAGGAAUUUACCUGAAGUUACCAUUUAGGAAUGAAGAAUGUAAUUAAACAUGAUACUUGGAUGUAAUUUCCUAAUACUAAGUAAGUUUCGAUUCUUUUGAGUGAAA